AUGUAUUAACCUAUGCAAAGAUUGUCUUGAUGCUCGCGCUUGUACGUCUUUUUGUCUGAGUGUGUACGUGUGUGUGCUGGGAACUGGAGAGGGGGCUGUCAGCUCUGAGUGCAACCAGAACCAGAAGUCAGAAAGGGUAGUCUCAAGAAAAUCUUUAGCCAUGGAUGUAUUCAUGAAAGGACUUUCAAAGGCCAAGGAGGGAGUUGUGGCAGCUGCUGAAAAAACCAAACAGGGUGUGGCAGAAGCAGCAGGAAAGACAAAAGAGGGUGUUCUCUAUGUAGGUUCCAAAACCAAGGAGGGAGUGGUUCAUGGUGUGACAACAGUGGCUGAGAAGACCAAAGAGCAAGUGACAAAUGUUGGAGGGGCAGUGGUGACCGGCGUGACAGCAGUAGCCCAGAAGACGGUGGAGGGCGCAGGGAACAUUGCAGCUGCCACUGGCUUUGUCAAAAAGGACCAGCUGGGCAAGAGUGAAGAAGGAUCCCCACAGGAAGGAAUUCUGGAAGAUAUGCCAGUGGAACCUGACAAUGAGGCUUAUGAAAUGCCUUCUGAGGAAGGCUAUCAAGACUAUGAACCUGAAGCCUAAGAAAUAUCCUUGUUCCCAGUUUCUUGAGAUCUGCUGACAGAUAUUCCAUCCUGUACAAGUGCUCAGUCCCAAUGUGCCCAGUCAUGACAUUUCUCACAGUUUUUACAGUGUGCUUUGAAGUCUUCCAUCAGCAGUGAUUAAAGUAUCUGUACCUGCCCCCACCUAGCAUUUGGGUGCUUCCCUCUCACUGAAGUGAGUAUAUGGUAGCAGGGUCCUUGUGUGCUGUGGACAUUGUGGCUUCAACUCUAAAAUGUUAAAGCAAAUUAAAAACACCUAAGUGACUACCACUUAUUUCUAAAUCUUCACUAUUUUUUUGUUGCUGUUGUUGAGAAGUUGUGAUUUACUAUCAUAUAAGAUUUUUAGGUGUCUUUAAUGAUUCUGUCCAAGAAUAAUGAUGUAUCGUGAAAUUUGUUAAUAUAUACAAUAUAUAAAAUAUGUGAGCAUGAAACUAUGCACCUAUAAAUAUUAACUAUGAAAUUUUACUGUUUGUGAUGUGUUUUAUUAAUUUGUGUUUGUAUAUAAAAUGGUGAAAAUGAAAAUAAAAUGUUAUCUCACUACAAAAAUAUUUUAUCUUAUCCCAUCUCACUUUAACAAUAAAAUGAUGCUUAUAACCAA
Ictidomys tridecemlineatus (thirteen-lined ground squirrel) is the source of this 1198-nucleotide messenger RNA. RefSeq names its product synuclein alpha (gene Snca). Gene Ontology annotation, cellular component: neuronal cell body; axon terminus; cytoplasm. The record is from RefSeq and is a predicted model, not a curated record. Gene Ontology annotation, biological process: synapse organization; chemical synaptic transmission; synaptic vesicle endocytosis. Lineage: Eukaryota; Metazoa; Chordata; Mammalia; Rodentia; Sciuridae. Gene Ontology annotation, molecular function: cuprous ion binding.